AUAAGGGAGCAUUAAAACUGUAUAGUGCUGUAUGUAAACUGAAAAAAUUCCUUUUUAUUAAAUCAAGUGUAUUUUUCGUUGUAUUACUGUUAAAAAAAUCAUUAUGCGUUUAACAUUUAUGAUUUAUUAGUAUAAUUAAAUGACUAAAUAUAAAUAACUGCUGUACAUUUUUAAUUUAUUUAUUGAUGAUUUUUAAAUUUUAAUUUAUAAUGGAUCAAGCACCGUCAGAUAUAGAACUGCGGAAUAUAAUUGACAAGCUAGCACAAUUCGUCGCUAGAAAUGGACCUGAGUUUGAGCAGAUGACAAAAAAUAAACAGAAGGAUAACCCAAAAUUUAGUUUUCUUUUCGGAGGAGAAUAUUUCAAUUAUUAUCAAUAUAAAGUAACAACUGAACAAGCUAUUUUAAAACAAAAAGGAAUAAAUCCAAUGCAAAAUGCGGACCCACGUUUAAAUGUUUCGCAACAACAACAAUCAUCGGUACCUGCCGCACAACCAAUGAAUAAUAUCAAUCUUACGCCGUGUUUAAGCACUCAAAACAAUACGUUAAAUCAAGUGGUCGGGAUCGGACCCGUAGGAAAUUCCGGUCAAGUUUUACCCAGCGUUCCUGGAUCAUUGAGCGUACCCAGCAAUGCCGGAGCACCAGUAAUAGGAUCAGUUCCUAACGUAAUCGGGCCCGUGAAUCAAUCAAUCGGUAAUUCGGGACAAAGUGUAAAUAUCAAUGGUCCAUCUGGGUGGCUACAAAACGAAUUGUCAAAUCUUCAGUCACAACAAUCGGCUCUUCAAGAGCAAGUUAGACAAUCUGAACAAAAUUUAGCAGCACAACAUGCGUCUCUUAUGAGAGAUCAACAGGGCAGAGUAGAGGAUGCUGUUAGACAGGCUCAAGAAACAGCGUUUCAAAAUAAUGCUCAGAGUACUAAUACUGAUUUAGCAGCAUUCGAUACCGUUUUGCAACCAAUUGUUGAUAGCUGUACAAAAGACAGUAUAAGUGCUGGCAAAGCUUGGAUACUACAAAACAGCAUUACUGCUCAAAGUAAUGAAGUAAUUGCUGAAUAUUUAUUAAAAAAAGUAAUACAAGGAGGUACAUUCAACCAAAAACUUCACGUUAUCUACUUGGUCAAUGACGUAUUACAUCAUUGCGCCAGAAAAAAGUCAAUGGAUCUUCGACAAGCUAUGGAAAAUGUUGUUGUUCCCAUGUUUUGCAAUACCUCGUUAGCGGCAUCAAGUGAUCAACUAGUUAAGCUCAAUAAACUUCUAAGCUUAUGGGAAUCAAAAAAUAAUUAUUUUGAUGAAAGUAUUGUUGAAAAAUUAAAAAUACCAAGUCAAUCAUGGUCAGAAUAUCAAGCGAGUCUGGUGGCUCAAUUUGCAAAUGCGAUAACUCCAAUAACAACUUCGACUAAACAAACAUUUGAUAAUUAUCAAGCUCAGCACCAGGCAUUUGUCAAUCACGCGUUAAGACAGAUAUCAAAUAUAGAGCAGCAAAAAAUUAGUAUUAAUCAACAAUUAAAAGCACCUGCCCCACCACCUCCGCCAAUCGUUCCAAAUCAACAAAAUUUAAAUAUGCCACCAGCACAUGCUGGACCUCCGCCACCACCACAACCACCGAUAGCAGGCGAUUUAAAUUUUUCACAGCCUCCUCCUGGUUGGGGUGUUACACCAACAACUGAACCCCCACCAUUUACUACAGUACCUUUGCCAGAUUUUUCGAAACCACCUCCUGGAUUUGGACCACCACCUGUCAUACAUGAAACUUCCAUUGAAGAUCUAAUGCCUAGUAUGCCUUAUUUUGAACUUCCUGCUGGACUUAUGGUGCCUCUAAUUAAAUUAGAAGAUGGCGAAUACAGACCAUUAGAUCCUGAAGCUAUAAGAUUACCACCACCUACUCCACCAAGUGACCGUUUAGUUGCUGCUGUUGAAGCGUUUUAUGCUCCACCCAAUCAUGAUUCUCCGAGAGAUAGCGAUGGAUGGGAGAAAUUGGGUUUGUAUGAAUAUUAUAAAGCGAAAAAUGCUGCACGUAAACGCAAAGAAGAAGAUAUUCUAGCAGGAUUGAGAAUUAAAUCUAGAUCACCGUCACCAAUUUUGAGACCACGAUCAAAAAGUCCUAGUCCACCAAAAAAACGAUACAGAAGUAAAUCACGAAGUAGAUCGCGAUCUAGAUCACGAGGAAGAAGUCGAUCUAAAUCUCCUGCAACAAACAAUCACCGACGUAAUAAUCGUAAUAAUAGUAGCAAUGCACAUGGUGGCGUCGUUCAUAAUAAUAGGAAUAGACGCAGGAGAAAUAGUAAUAAAGAACGAAGUCCCGACAGAAGAAAUGACCGGCAAGAUCGCAGUCCUACACCGCCCAGUUUUCUUGGCACAACGUACAGUAAACUUCCAUUAGAAUCGUCAUUAGAUGAAAGUAAUAAAGGUCAUCAGUUAUUAAAAAAAAUGGGUUGGAGUGGUGCUGGUUUAGGAGCCAAUGAACAAGGUAUCGAAGCACCUAUAUCCGGUGGAGAAAUUCGAGAUAAAAAUGAUCAGUACAAAGGUGUUGGUAUUAAUUUAAAUGACCCUUAUGAAAACUUCCGGAAAAGUAAAGGACAAGCUUUUAUUACAAGAAUGAAAGCAAGAGCAGAAGAACGCGCUGAAGAAAGAGGAGACCGAGAUUAAUAAUUUUGUAAUUUUUAUUUUUAAUUAUUAUUAUCUGCUUGCAGUUCUUAUGGUUUUUUGCAUUCCUCAAUUAAUAUUACAUCAAAUGAAUAUGAUUGUUAUUCAAAUUUUAUCUUAAAUUCAAUGCCAUUGUAAAUAUUAUGGCUAAAUCUAUCCGAUUGAUGAAAUUGUAAUUUAAUCAAUUUUGGUCAUAUAUGCAAUUAUUUUUUUUUUUUUUUUUAGAGGCUUAUUAUUAGAAC
Molecule: messenger RNA, 2881 nt
Organism: Microplitis demolitor
Lineage: Eukaryota; Metazoa; Arthropoda; Insecta; Hymenoptera; Braconidae
Gene: scaf6
Product: calcium homeostasis endoplasmic reticulum protein
Exons: 8
Coding region: 210-2642 (810 amino acids)
Biological process (GO): intracellular calcium ion homeostasis; RNA processing
Cellular component (GO): perinuclear region of cytoplasm
Molecular function (GO): RNA binding
Source: RefSeq, a predicted model, not a curated record